AUGUUUAAUUUCGAUCCAACUGACCAACCAACUGAUCAACAUUUACUUCAACUACCAACUGAUCCACAUCCACUUCAACAACCAAUUGAUCCACAUCCACCUCCACAACCAAACAAUAAUCUACCUUUCCUCAACAACCAUACAAUAAUCUACAUUUACCCCAACAACCAACUGACCCACAUUCACAACCAAUAA
Dictyostelium discoideum AX4 is the source of this 195-nucleotide messenger RNA. RefSeq lists its product as hypothetical. The record is from RefSeq and is a predicted model, not a curated record. The transcript has a single exon. Lineage: Eukaryota; Evosea; Eumycetozoa; Dictyosteliales; Dictyosteliaceae. The coding region runs from base 1 to 195 and encodes 64 amino acids.